GCUGCACGCUUGGCCAUGGCCCUGGAGGCCCGCUGGCGCUACCGGGGGGACCCCCAGGAAGGGCAGCGCGCCCCCCUAGUUCAGUUUACAAACGGGAAACUGAAGAGUUGUGACGGCAUGAAGUUCACCUUGUACAACAGCACUGAUGCCAGUAACCCCAGAAAGAAGCAUAGGAGGAUUUUGAAUGCAGAGACCAACAGGCUUUCCUAUGUCGGAAAUAAUUUUGGAACAGGAUCUCUGAGAUGCAACACCCUAUGCCGGUACUUUGUCGGGGUGCUUGACAAGGACUCUGGAGAAAUGGAAGUCUACAAUGCAGAGUUAUUCCACAUGAAGCCAUUACUUUUAGAUGACGUAGCAAAUGAAGACCUGUCAGAAUAUUUGAACAAAACCUACAGAGAGAAGGUGGAUCUGUGUAUCGAGGCCUUCGGGACCAGCAAGCAGCGGAGAGCUCUGAGCUCACGGAGGAUGAACGAAGUCCAGAAGGAGGUGCUGAGCAAGGCUGUGACUAACGCUGCGGAAAACAUUAUUGAGACGAAGGGCACGGAUGCUGUGGUCAGUGAUGCUACAGAAGAUGAUAAGGCAGACAUCUCCUUGGUCCUUCCUCCGUGCCAUGAGGAUGCUGAAAGGCUGGAAGAUGUCUACAGGUUUGAGGACUUUCUUUCGCCAGCCGAAUAUGAGGCUCUAAAAGCUCCAGCCGCAGCUUUUGUGAACAUAACCUCGGACGAAAUCCUGAAGCUGACGGAAGAGAAACGCCACUGUUCCUUCAUGUUGGAUGAACUGAAGUGCAUGCCCGUGAAUGAGAAGAAGCGAGACCACAAGGCCCGGUGCCUCUGGUUUCUCGAUAGCCUUGUCAAGCUGAGCUUCCAAAGAGUGGUUAAGAAGAAACAGGCAAUGGGGCCUGACUGCCCACAUAUCAUCAGCAACAAACUUGUGAAAAAUUUCACGGCACUCUCCUAUGGCAAUGGCAGGCUUCAGAAUCUAGUUUCUGCAUCCAUGAAAGCAAAGAUAACUGCAUACGUCAUAGCCCUGGCCUUGCAUAUCAACCACUUCCAAACGGACCUGACCGUCUUGCAGAGGGAUCUGAAAUUGCGGGAAAACAGGAUUCUUGACAUCGCCAAGGCCAUGAGGCUAAAGAUCACAAAGAGCAAAAGCCUGUCUGGGUGCGAGGACCACAAACUGGGGACCCUCUGCCUGCCCUUACCCAUCUACAAGAUGCCAGCAGGCCGGAGAAAACGCAAGAUGAAUUAA
Messenger RNA from Euleptes europaea (tarantolino), 1248 nucleotides. RefSeq names its product RNA polymerase I subunit E (gene POLR1E). The transcript is spliced from 12 exons. Lineage: Eukaryota; Metazoa; Chordata; Lepidosauria; Squamata; Sphaerodactylidae. Gene Ontology annotation, molecular function: DNA binding. The record is from RefSeq and is a predicted model, not a curated record. The coding region runs from base 16 to 1248 and encodes 410 amino acids. Gene Ontology annotation, cellular component: RNA polymerase I complex. Gene Ontology annotation, biological process: nucleolar large rRNA transcription by RNA polymerase I; RNA polymerase I preinitiation complex assembly; transcription elongation by RNA polymerase I.